Messenger RNA from Micropterus dolomieu (smallmouth bass), 1549 nucleotides. Its product is annotated as sodium channel subunit beta-4-like. The coding region runs from base 1 to 972 and encodes 323 amino acids. The record is from RefSeq and is a predicted model, not a curated record. Lineage: Eukaryota; Metazoa; Chordata; Actinopteri; Centrarchiformes; Centrarchidae. The transcript is spliced from 6 exons.
AUGACGGUUGUCUUGUUGUGUAGCCGCAUUGUGGCGGUCUACACGACAGCGGUGGACGCUACAGGAGAGUCUGAUGUGAUUGGCUCACUCGAACCAGUUACAGUAGUAGUUGGCGAUGAUGUCAUUCUGCCAUGCCACCUGGAGCCCCCAUUCGAUGUGAAGAAUCUAACGGUGGAGUGGACAUGCAAUAAAAGCAUUGUGCAUGUCUAUAGAAGUCUGGAGGACUAUCUAGAUAAUCAGGAUCAGAAGUUCAAAGGAAGAACAUCUCUCUUCCGUGAUGAAAUGACCAGAGGAAACAUUUCACUGAAACUGACCAACGUCACUGAACAGGAUUCAGGAAAUUACAGCUGCUUUGUUCCCAAACUGCACAGUCAGCUCAGAAAAAGCAACGUUACGCUCAUUGUUGAGACAAAGCAGGGACUCAAUGAAAGCAGACAGACUAAUCACACUGGUGGCAUUAUUGGCAUUUCUGGUGCUGCCAUUGCUGGUGCUGAUAUUGUUGGUGCUGCCAUUGCUGGUGCUGCCAUUGUUGGUGCUGCCAUUUUUGGUGCUGCCAUUGUUGCUGUAUUACUAAAGAAAAGACAAGACCAGAGAGGAUGCAACGUAGGAAACACAGAAGACACAGAAGAGGAGAAUAAUCCUCAAGCAGUGAUUCUGAUCAACAGGCCGAACGCUAACGAGAGUGAGGAGAAUAAUCCCGAGACUGAGACUCUGAUCAACAGGCCGAACGCUAACGAGAGUGAGGAGAAUAAUCCCGAGACUGAGACUCUGAUCAACAGGCCGAACGCUAACGACUGUGAGGAGAAUAAUCCCGAGACUGAGACUCUGAUCAACAGGCCGAACGCUAACGAGAGUGAGGAGAAUAAUCCCGAGACUGAGACUCUGAUCAACAGGCCGAACGCGAACGAGAGUGAGGAGAAUAAUCCCAAAACAGCGGAUCUGAAAAACGACAUAUCAACGACACAAAAUUGACGUGACUCACCUAUGAAGUCUCAUAGUAAUCCACCGAUCGAUUAUAUUCCAACAAAAACGGUCUUGUUACGUUGUCAAUGGUCCAGAUGAUCCAAUCCAGCAAAAAGAUUUAGCCCAAAACACAUUAGUCCAUCAUUAAAUCCAAAGGGACCGUUUCAUAUUUGCCAACAGAUGUGGCUCGCAUGUCAUUAUAACCAUAAUAACGCAGAUUUGAGUGUAAAAAACUACGAUAGCUUGUAUUCAAAUUAGCUGCUGAACUCUGACCUUUCGAGUGACACCAAAUUCGACCCAAUACGAGCUCACAUCUGUUUUACAACCUUCAAUAGCCAAUGAGAGCCAAGACUGUAAGGAAGGGCCAGCCCCUAUUUCAUGGGUAGGCCGAGCCAAUUGCAAGCAAUUGUGCCACUAAAAUUCUGAAAAUAACAAUAUCCAGCUUUAAGUAGGAAGUUCAUGAUCUACCAGCAAACAAACACAUCUGCAUGGAGCUACCGGCUAAUGCGGAGCGAUGCAGCAGCAGCCUUCCGCCAAGGGGUGGUGCUGUUUUAGAAAAAAUACAGACAUACACUUAGAAAAACCU